This is a messenger RNA of Haemorhous mexicanus (house finch), 1239 nucleotides long. Its product is annotated as glutathione S-transferase-like. Gene Ontology annotation, molecular function: glutathione transferase activity. The record is from RefSeq and is a predicted model, not a curated record. Gene Ontology annotation, biological process: glutathione metabolic process; xenobiotic metabolic process. The transcript has 7 exons. Bases 153 to 821 code for a protein of 222 amino acids. Lineage: Eukaryota; Metazoa; Chordata; Aves; Passeriformes; Fringillidae.
CUUAAGAGACAGAGGAAUCCUAUUUGCAGGGAAGUGUCUGUAGUUCUCAGUAGGAGGAGCUCCACAGUUAUAUAAUCUCAAGGCAGAACUGCUGAGAGCAUAGAGUGGGUUACAUUGUGCACAAGACACCAGGGAAUCAGGCACGUGGAAACAUGUCUGGAAAACCCAAGCUGCACUAUGUCAAUGGACGUGGCCGCAUGGAACCAAUUCGGUGGCUCCUGGCAGCAGCUGGGGUUGAGUUUGAAGAAUCUUUCCUGGAAAAAAAAGAGGAUCUGACAAAGUUACAGAAGGAUGGAUCCCUGCUCUUUCAGCAAGUGCCGAUGGUAGAGAUCGACGGGAUGAAGCUGGUGCAGACCAGAGCCAUUCUCAACUACAUAGCAACGAAGUACAACCUCUAUGGGAAGGACAUGAAGGAGAGAGCCCUAAUCGAUAUGUACGUGGAAGGAAUGUUCGAUCUGAAUGAGUUACUCAUCAUGUAUGAACUCCAACCAGCAGACAAAAAGGAGGAAUAUUUUGCAAAUAUGAUGGACAAGGCUGAAAACAGAUACUUCCCAGUUUUUGAGAAGGUUUUGAAAGACCAUGGAAAAGACUUUUUGGUUGGCAACCAGCUGAGCAGAGCGGAUGUUCAAUUACUUGAAAUCAUUUUGAUGGUAGAGGAGUGGAAGCCUGACAUACUUCCGAAAUUUCCUCUCUUGCAGCGUUUCAAAGCAAGACUAAGCAAUAUCCCCACAAUAAAGAAAUUCCUGCAGCCUGGCAGCCAGAGGAAGGCGCCAUCAAAUGACGAUGAUGUAGACAAAGUGAUUAAAAUUUUCUUCUCCUGAGCAGCACCCUAAAGCCACAGAAACUGUUUCAUUAUAUUUGCAGAUAGUAGCAAAGUGAAAUUAAUGAAAAGAAUGGCUAUGUCAAAAUAAUAGAAUGUAUAAAAAGAAAUGGUUUUGUUCGUUCCUUAGCACUCUAAAGCCACAGAAACUGUUUCAUUGUAUUUGCAGGUAGUAGCAAAGUGAAAUUAAUGAAAAGAAUGGCUAUGUCAAAAUAAUAGAAUGUGUAAAAAGAAAUGGUUUUGUUCGUUCCUUAGCUACUGGGCUGUUUUUUGCCUGCUGCAGAUAGUUCAAGGUAAAACUACAUGAGCCCACCAGCAAAGGCAAUAGUUCCCUAAAUAGGGGGUAUUCUGGAAAACACUGGAUGCCUCAAAUAACUUAAAAACUACCUGAAAUAAAUUCUUACUAUUGAUACUCAAAA